AUGGCAAUGGAGAUGGAGUCGAAGGAGCAGACCAUAGAGGAGUUGAGAGCCGAAUUGGAGAUGGUUCGACAGGAGCUGUCAAAAAAGGACGAUGAUAAGAAGACCAUUGAAAGAUUGAUGAUGAUCAACGAAGCCCAGCAGCGGACAAUUACCGACCUAACAGUUAAAUUAGACCUCCUACUGAAAACCCAGGUACCUUCCCAUCUAAAUAUUACACAUUCUUCUCAAACAGUUCCCAAAAAUCCCAGUAAAGACAAAGCUGUCAAUCUUAAGACCGUUAAAUAA
Acanthoscelides obtectus is the source of this 285-nucleotide messenger RNA. Lineage: Eukaryota; Metazoa; Arthropoda; Insecta; Coleoptera; Chrysomelidae. The record is from the annotation of a GenBank genome assembly.